Funneliformis caledonium is the source of this 372-nucleotide messenger RNA. Lineage: Eukaryota; Fungi; Glomeromycota; Glomeromycetes; Glomerales; Glomeraceae. The record is from the annotation of a GenBank genome assembly.
AUGAUCGGAUCAGAAGCUUUGAAAUUGCUGUUGAAGCAAAUAAUUGAUAAUAAUGCUGCCGCAAGUUUUGUAUCAUUAUUUUUGGAAAAGUUUUCAACUGAAGAAAAGCAAAAUCUAUGGCACCAUCAAUUAAAUACACUUCGUCAAGGACCUUAUGAAAAAUUAAGGAAGAAUAUCGUUCUUCUUAUAACAUUUAGUCAUUCCAAAAAUGUAAAAGAAGCUAUUGAUGCAGCUAAACAAGUUGAGAAACAGUUAUCCUUAAACUAUGCAACUCUCUCCAAUACGUUAUCCGCACAACUUGAAGGAAAACCUGAAAAAAGAAAGCCAAAAGAUGAUAGAAAUCUUACAAAAGUUUGGGAUACAAAGGCUUAA